This is a messenger RNA of Cladocopium goreaui, 2268 nucleotides long. NCBI's taxonomy places the organism in Eukaryota, Dinophyceae, Suessiales, Symbiodiniaceae. The record is from the annotation of a GenBank genome assembly.
AUGACGCCCAAGGUCAAGCCUGCUGUGGAUCUGGGUUUGAAUACGAGCCAGAAGAAUGACAAAGCGGCGAUGGCCAUAAUCUCUCCUGUCAAGGAGGUUGCGACCAAAUACGAAGGAGGCAACAGCUAUGCCUGGGGUGUGACCUGGCCUGGCAAAUGUGACAAGUGGGGUAAGGAUGAAGCUCCUAUUGUUGACUGGGAUGAGGUAAAACAGGCAUUCGGAAUGUGGAAGAGCUUUGUGCCCUACAACCCUUUCCAAUACCUGGGAGGGUUCGCCGCAGUGAUGAAGGAGGUCGCCUCCUCCAAGCUCCCGACAAAAAGGCCUUUGCGAUUUCUGCAGACGGGCCCAAAAGCGGUGUGCUACGCUUGGGCCCGGGCUGCGGAUGCUUCCAGAGUUGUCUCCUGCACCAGCAGCUCUUUAGAGAUGCCUUCUGAGGCUGAGGAUGCCGUUUCAGAAGCUUCCUUCCAAUCCGCUGAUGAGGAAGAAGACGAAGAUGAGCUGAAUGAUUUCAGCGAAAAUGCAGGCGGAGCGUCCUCAUCAAAGGAUGGUGGCGGACAGGCUGCCCACGAUGAUGACGAUGAUGGCGAGGGAGGCAAGAGAUGGAAUCUCAAAAGAGAUGGCGACAAGGGAGCACUGGAGCCCAUCUUCAACCGCCUUGCAGAAGACCGCGAACAUGUGAAGAUUUCCAAGAUGUUCUCGUAUGUCCUGCGGCACGCCGCCCACAAGCUUGACGUACGAAUCCGAAAGGAUGGCUUCGUCCGACUAAAAGACAUCAUGGAGCUCAAGAACUUUCGUCCAUACACCUUGGAGGAGUUGAUGGCCUGCGUCUACUUUGACGAGAAAGAAAGGUACACCAUGGUCAGGGAGUUCGACGGUGAGCUUCUGAUCCGUGCCAACCAGGGCCAUACCAUGAAGGUGGUUGAGGAUGAUCUCUUGCUUGAAGUCAUCACCGACCCAACGACGGUCUCGGACUGCGUUCAUGGAACCUAUUUGGUCCACUGGCCAUUUAUCAAGAGACAAGGCUUGUCUAAAGUCGCGCGGAAUCACAUCCACUUGGCACCAGGUUUGCCAGAGGACGGCAAGAUUCGCGGAAUGCGUUCCACUGCUGAGCUCUUCCUGUACAUAGACGUGCCGGCAGCAAUGCAGGACGGAAUGGUGUUCUACCGGAGCAAGAAUGAAGUGAUUCUGACGCAAGGGUUGGAUGGAUGGCUGCCGGUGAAAUACUUUAUCAAGGCAGUAAAGAUUAAUUACUCCACCUGUGACAUCGAAGAGCUGGAGUUUGAUCGGAAUAUCUCAAUGCCAUCCUGGGCCGCGGAGCUCGCUCCUUCAGGCCCAGGCGAAGCAGGCAGCUAUACCGUUAAGAACCUUGAGGCCCUCAUUGCAAAGUGCCGAAAGAGGAUGGCUGAGAUCAAUGAGCUCAAGGCAGCGGCAGAAAAUGGUCAAACUCUCUCAGAGGAGGACCAGCACAAACUUGAUCAGUAUGGUGCGGUCUACAUUGAACUCCAGUCUCUUGAGCAGCGCUUUCGGCAGCACAAAGGCUAUCGCCGAGAGUCUACGCAGGAGAAGGAGCUUCGCGCAAAAGAAGAGGCAGAGGCUGCCACGGUGGUGCAGCGUAAGGACAGAGCUGCCACACCGCCUUGGGAAAAAGGUAAGCAGAGUAUCGAGUCAACCACUUUCAAAGCCACAGACAAAGAAAAGGCUGAGUGGGCAGCUCUUGGGAAGCGCCGAGAAAAUGCGGCGUCUUUUUCGGAGAAGCCUGUGAAGAGCGAGCCGGACAAGGAUGAUCCAUGGGCGGCCUUGGGUCGAGGACGGCUGAAUUCCAUGAAUGGCCAACCUGCCACUCCGUCUGCGGAGAAGGCAACUCCAAAGCCAGCAGCUGGAGCAGGUUCGGAGAGCUGGCGAUUUGGAGGGAAACCUGAGGCGGCGCCGGCACCGAAACCUGCCUCAGGACCUCCCCGCUUCUUCAAUUCUAAGCUGCAACAGCAGAAAGAACAAAAGGAGAAGGAGAAAGGAAAAGCCGAAGCUGAAAAAGAGCAGAAGAAAGCAGAGCAAAGCUGGCGCGACCGCGACUCCAAUUGGCGAAGCCGAGAGGAACCGAAACAGGAAGCUGCACCCAAGGAAACUCCGAAGGCAGAGGCACAAAUGCCUGCAGCCCCAAACAUGCCGCAACAGCAGAUGUCUGGAGGAAUGGCAGGCUUGCUUCUUAGCUUGGCAAGUCAGGAGCGAGAUGUGCCAAAGCAAAGCAGCACAACAGCCAUGGAGGCCUAA